AUGGAUACUCUUGGUUACGUACAUGGGAGCUGUUGGGAAGUUUGGUCAGAUUUAUUAGAUGACCCCAGUGGCAAUUAUUAUUUACUGGCCAUGAACAAAUUGUACGAUAUAUGUUCCAUUGUAGAUAGCUGGGAAGUUCAAGGCAAGUAUAGUGAACCCAUGGUGUUGAUUGGGAUCUACAUUGCAACCGCAUCAUUACUUUGCAUCCUUGCCAUGGCCGCAGAUCUGUUGCAAGGUUUCCGAAAUAAUAAGUUAUGGUUUCCAUGUAGAUACUUUUCUCUCAAUGCCGCAUCUAUUACCGUGAUAACUGUCGCCAUGAAACUGCCAGUGGAUUUAAGCAGUGACAUGCCAAGUUACAUGGACCAAGCAGCCAAACUAGGAAGUUUGGCUUUCAUGUGCACCAUGAUGGCAACCCUUAUGCCUUCUUUGGCAGCCAUGGACAACAAGACACUGCUUGCAAAUAUGAUAGGUUUGUCCAUUCUCGUUAUCACCAUGGUUGUAAAUAUUUUCAUUGAUAUAUAUACUGGUGCUAUCAAGCAUAUCAAUCUCAAUCUUCUAGGUUUCUAUAGUACCAGUUUUGACUGUGUUGUGAUUGCAUGCAUCUACAUGGCUACGAUCCUUUUGUUACUAAUGAUAAUGAUUUCUGCAUCCCUAACAAUUCCAACCUCUAAGGAAAUUUUAGAAGUCAAGUAUCAAACCACAAACAAAGCUUCUUUAACUGAUCAGCAUCUACAACUUACCCAAAUGCCUGAAAUUGAGAAACUAACGCAACAUGUGAGAAGCUAUUGGGUCAUGGCAGAAACUGGUAGCCCUCAAUUUGUGAUGGCUAGCAAUCCAUUAUCCACUGCUUCUGGAGUAAUUUGUGUAAUCGUACUAAUCCUCAACUUAAUUGUUGUAUUCGAAGUUCCAUUUGGAUACCAUGGAGUAGAAAAAGUAUAUCAAUCAGCAUACAGACGGUCGAUACUUUUCAUUCUCAUAACACAGUCCAUUGGGGUCGUGGUGGGUACCAUUGCUCCGAUAUUUAGAUGGUUUUCAGUUUUGAGCUUCAAGUCAAUCACCAAAUGGAACGGGACUCAUUUAGUUAUUUUUAAAGUAGAAAAGUACUGGACCCAAAAGUUGCAUGAAUGGAAACAAAGUCCUAUACAUUUUCUAUCAGGCCAUAGAUCAAGAACACUCGUCUACAAUUCAAAGGGUAUCAUUAUUAGCCUUUGCAUUAAACUUCAAAAGGUAAUUGUUAUUUUGUGCAAAGUGAUAUCGCUCAUCUCAAGAAUCAUUGCAAUCUUUGUCGUCUAUUGUUGGAAAUCACUGAAGAAAGAAAGGCCGAUAACUCCACCCGUCGUCUCAAGAACUGACAAUAUAAACGGAGACCUUAGCAAUUACGUUUUACAAGUUCAUGAUGAGGUGGAGCUUGCUGCGAAAACACUGAUGCGAAUAUCAAACUCUAUGAGUUCCUUCAUUCUAAAGGCUGGGAAGGAACAAAACAAGGAUCUUUUAGAGCUUCUCGAGAAAUCUACUGGAUUCAAAGGAGUAGAGAACUUUGAUACCGAUCAUGUUCCAUCUCUGCUCCCUGUUGAUAUUGUUAACAGUUGGAGCUUACCAAUAUUUACCUUAACAUGCAUAGCGGUCGCUCUCCCAAAUAUCUCUAAGGACACAAUAAAGAGAUUGUUAAGAAGUGUUGGUGAAGGUCUUUCAUACACCCAUCAGGUGGAAGAAAGCCUCAAUUGUGAAAAAGAAUAUGUAAAUAUCCGAAAGGCUACUAUAAUCUUAUGGAAUGAGGUCGAACACAAAUGCAAGUGGUUAGACAAGGCUCUAGAAAAAGAUUCUUUUAAAGGCAAAACAGCAACAGAGAUUGUUAAAUGGUUUUCUGAUGGAGCAAAAGAAAUUGUGAGAGAAAUCAAUGGGGGUAUCAGUGGAGAGAUGGUGGAGAACACUCCCAAGGAGUUGAUUGCUGCCAAUUCAAUGUACCGAAUUGCAGAAACCAUCUUGCUUAGAGACAAAACCAACACAGAACAUAUUAACGAAGAACAAUUGUUUGCCCUAUUAAAUGGAAAAAUUGCAGACAUAUUGUGUGCCUGCUUCACUAACAUACCGCGAGUCAUAACAGUCAAAUGCAAUGAAAGUGUGAUAGAGAAAAGAGAGGCAAGUGUCAAGGCUGCAGCCAAACUUCUGGGUAAGACUUCAAAAAUAAUUGAAAGGCUAGAGACAUGUGAACUGCCAAGCAUGGACCCGGAUAAGAUGGCAUAUAUCGAUGAGUGGCGUCUUUAUUUGAAGCAAUCGAUCCCUUAA
This is a messenger RNA of Helianthus annuus (common sunflower), 2286 nucleotides long. RefSeq lists its product as uncharacterized. Lineage: Eukaryota; Viridiplantae; Streptophyta; Magnoliopsida; Asterales; Asteraceae. The transcript has a single exon. Bases 1 to 2286 code for a protein of 761 amino acids. The record is from RefSeq and is a predicted model, not a curated record.